GCAGGGCAUGACCAACCAUCGCGGCUCACCGGUGCUGAUGGGCACAAUGCAGAAUAACUUGAAGGAACAUUUGUACAAAAUACUUGUCAUUGGUGACCUUGGAGUUGGGAAAACGAGCAUCAUCAAACGAUAUGUCCACCAGACGUACUCCACAAACUACAGGGCGACAAUUGGGGUGGAUUUUGCUCUGAAGGUUCUCAAUUGGGACUCGGAGACGGUUCGGUUACAGCUUUGGGAUAUAGCAGGCCAGGAACGCUUCGGGAACAUGACGCGCGUCUACUACCGCGAGGCCAUGGGCGCCUUCAUCGUGUUCGACGUGACCCGGCCGACCACCUUCGAGGCGGUGGCCAAAUGGAAGGAGGACCUGGACUCCAAGCUGACGCUGGCCAACGGCCAAAGCAUCGCCACCGUGCUGCUGGCUAACAAGUGCGACCAGGGCCGCGACGUGCUCAACAACAACGGCAUCAAGAUGGAGCAGUUCUGCAAGGAGAACGGCUUCGUCGGCUGGUUCGAGACCUCAGCAAAGGAGAACAUCAACAUCAACGAGGCGGCCAACUUCCUGGUGAAGCACAUCAUCGCCAGUGAGAACGACAUCCUGAAGUCGGUGGUGCCCGACACCAUCUCCCCCCAGCUCAGCUCCACCAAGGAGGUCAGCUGCUCCGCCUGCUUCAAGUCCUAGAGGCGAGCGGGUGGGGGAUGGAGGCUGUUCAUAGUCUGCGUAGGCCGACGCACCACACUGAGGCCCCGUGUACACAGAUACAGAUAUUUUCUUAAAUGCAUAGUUUUUAUAUACAUUUUGGCCUUCCGUUUACACACGAUAUAGGCACAGGAUCAAACACAAGCAGGUAAUUGGAGUGCUUCUGGGUCUUCACCUUUUUUUCUUGGUGCUCAUCAGUAGGGGCUCUCAAACUUGGUCCAGGAAGACAGAUGCUGAGGCACUCAAGGUUGCAAUUUUUUUUACUUUUUUAUUUGGCUACUAUGCCUACGCGUUUCGGCCCUUAUGGCCUUCUUCAGGGCGUAUGAAUAGGCACAGGAUAUUUAAAAAAAAAACAGAUUCUUUUAAAACUAAUA
Engraulis encrasicolus (European anchovy) is the source of this 1071-nucleotide messenger RNA. RefSeq names its product RAB38b, member of RAS oncogene family (gene rab38b). The transcript has 3 exons. The coding region runs from base 8 to 679 and encodes 223 amino acids. Gene Ontology annotation, cellular component: trans-Golgi network; late endosome; phagocytic vesicle. Gene Ontology annotation, biological process: endosome to lysosome transport; phagosome-lysosome fusion. NCBI's taxonomy places the organism in Eukaryota, Metazoa, Chordata, Actinopteri, Clupeiformes, Engraulidae. The record is from RefSeq and is a predicted model, not a curated record. Gene Ontology annotation, molecular function: GTPase activity; GTP binding.